AUGCGUGCCGACUACCCUACGCAAACCUGUGGAAUGUGCAUGGCUGUAUAUACUAUACUAUACAGUACCUACAAAGUAGCAGCUACGUUUUUUUGAAUAGUCGGUUUUUGUUUACACAAAUUUAAUAAUACCACUAGUUAUGUUUAUGGCGUUAUUUUAAAUAUAGAGACGACAUCGAGAAACGGUUAUCUAUUAUACAAUUUUGCGUUUAAUCCGACAGAUACCUACUUAUGUUUCCUGCMGAACACCAGAAGCAGUUGUUAUUUACAACUGCAAUAGUCUUAGGAGUUUUACUCGGCCGCUUGAACGCUGGCCGCUCAAGCUCUGGCAGGGGGUCAAAUUUGUCAAUAGGGCCCAGAUAUAGUGGUUUAUUGUUGCCAGGAUCAAUGUUGUUGUUGGGUCGGGUUGGGUCACAAACAAAGGAGAAUGUACAGGGCUGGCGUAAUCAAGACUCCAGUGGUGUAUUUAUCCAUGAUGUCGACAGCCGAAGUCAAUACAAAGACAAACCUGAUGAGUCAGAAAAAUCUCAAUUACCACCAGUCCACAAAGAUAUGAAACUGGUGCGCAAGAACUCUCUUCUYCAUUCAGCAUGGGUUAUCAUUGCAGUUGUGUUAACGAUCAUAUUUGGUGCCAUAGCCGUCUACUAUUGGGUACUGUUUUAUCCGAUUCUAUGCAAGAAAGAGCGCAAGUAUGAUGUCAUGCAAAUGUCUGCCAAACCRUAAUAACCAUGCACAUUGUUCAACAAUCAAGAAAUAAACAUUAAAAUCUCUAGGUGGUGGUGACUGGCUCUAUUCUGAAAAAAUUAUCGUGAURAUAUAUAUGUUUGCUGUUAAACAGUUAUUUGUAUACCUUUAAGGUUUCCUAUUUUAUUUUUUUAUAAGCAUUUUUACUUUGUUUAAAAUUAUGACUGACUUAAUCGAUAAGAUCUAUAAACGGUGACUGCCUUUUAAUAGUUCCUUAAAUUAUCUUAAUUUACUUUUAUACUUUAUACUUAACUGUUUACAGAACAAUAUUCAAAAAUAAUGGUAUUUAUUUAAAAGAUACUAAUCAAUGAAUUUUAUUUUUUAUGCUCUAUGUUUAAUGCAUAAAUGUCAAAUUUAAUGAUUACCAAAAAAGUAUUAUAUUACUAUUUAUAAAUAUAUAAUUAUGAUGUAUUCCAUUUAU
This is a messenger RNA of Diuraphis noxia (Russian wheat aphid), 1164 nucleotides long. RefSeq lists its product as uncharacterized. NCBI's taxonomy places the organism in Eukaryota, Metazoa, Arthropoda, Insecta, Hemiptera, Aphididae. The record is from RefSeq and is a predicted model, not a curated record.